Messenger RNA from Gallus gallus (chicken), 8255 nucleotides. RefSeq names its product heterogeneous nuclear ribonucleoprotein H1 (gene HNRNPH1). The coding region runs from base 6041 to 7594 and encodes 517 amino acids. Gene Ontology annotation, cellular component: nucleoplasm; ribonucleoprotein complex. The record is from RefSeq and is a predicted model, not a curated record. The transcript is spliced from 16 exons. NCBI's taxonomy places the organism in Eukaryota, Metazoa, Chordata, Aves, Galliformes, Phasianidae. Gene Ontology annotation, molecular function: RNA binding. Gene Ontology annotation, biological process: regulation of RNA splicing.
GACGGCCGCAGUGCGCCGAGCCGCCACCGCUCCCCGCUCAGCGCCCGGAGCUGCGCGGUCGCAUAGCGCCCGCUCGAGCGCCCCCGUCGAGCUUUUGUCUUCUCUCGGGCCCUGUCUGGAAAGGCGCGGCCAAGAUGGACCCCUGUCACACCGAGGAGACCGAGGGCGAGAUCCCCGGCUUGGGUGUAAUCCUUCUGACUGCAGUAAUGCCUGACCUUAAGUAGUGUAAAUCCCUUGAAAACAGCCAUUUAAUGAUGCAGAAGUUGAAAGGAAAGGCUCUGGACGCCAUAACAGUCUCGUCUUAAAAUGGUGAACUAUGCCAAUAAUUGCAAAACAACCCUGCCCCAGCGCCUGGUAUCUGUAUUUACCAGUUGUCAGCUGCUGAUAACUGCUUAACUCCUCUGUGGUUGGAGCCAGUUACCAGCCCGUGUUAUUUUAAAAUCUUUAUUAAAGAGUAGAGAAUAUACACAAAAUGAAAUACAUUAUCAAGGCACUCUGUAUUUUUCUUUAAAAUACACAGUAAAGGCUAUCUAAAAAACCACAGCUCAGACAAACAAAAAGCUAUUUUUCCGAGGUUUAUAAGUUACACUGACAAUACAUCUAGUUUAGCUAGAAUGUCGAAGACCACAUGGCUGUUUGGUUUAACUUGAGCUCCAAGCAUUUCAUGCAAAUCUUAAUUCUUCUUAAGAAGUCAGGAAAGAUUUGAUCUGUGAAAACAAAGCAUAUAUUUAUCAUGUUUUAAAAAGAAAUGGCAGGACACCAGAAGUUUCCCCUUUUCUGAAGGAACAAAGGAGUUGUUACUGUAUGGUCUCUAGUGCUGUUUUGCCUCUACAUAUAAUUCAUGAUCUGAAAUGCCUUUUACUAUAAUUAGUACUAGAUAGACUUGAGUAACUUAAAUAAUUAAUUAGAAAGAUAGGGAAGGUAGCUGUACAGUAUACUGUUUCAUUAAAGAAAAAUGGAUAAGCCUUCAUUAAGUAGCUCUUCCUUGGGAAGAAAGGGAUUGUCUGAAAAUUGAGCCAAAGCUCUGCUUUGUUUUCCAUAGUGGAAAAUGCAAAUUCAUAGCAAACACCAUCAUGUUACGUUGACUGAACAUUAUGCACCCAAGCAUAGAUUUAGAUUUCAGAUUUAAACAUUAAUCUUUAGCAUUGAUGAUCAGAACAAGAGCAGAAAAAUAGUUCCUAGGAUUUCUUCUGCUGUGGACUGGGUACACAGUAGUUAGCUACAGCAGACUGCUUUAGAGCACUUAUUCCCUGAUCUUGUCUUUCCACAGAACUAGCAAACAUCACUUUGUCUUGUGAACUCAGUGUUUCUUCUGACUGUUGCAUUUCUCUUUUCUUACUUAGUGUCACAUCAUGCACUUAAAGCUGCAUGUAAUCUUUCUUUACAUUUGUCAGACAUGUUCUGCUGUCCAUGAAGAGCCUUGAUACUAGAAUUUGAAGGAGCAUAAGUAGCUCUGAUCUCACUAGGAGUUUUCUAAAGGCAUCACGGCUGGUAUGAAUUGGACGGUACCACUGUGUGAACUAUUUAAUGAAUGGUAUGGCAGUGCAGACUUCACAGGGAGCAGUCAGUCUGACUGGUCCAGCUGCUGUGCACUGUUUGUCCUCCACAACUGUCCCUUUUUAAAAAUAAUAGUUUUUCCCUUGAACUGCUUCAAGUAAGGAAUUAAAUGGUUUUGUGGAGGAAAACUACAUCCAUGUGAUGAAGGGGGCCAAUUGUAGAAGCCCCAGAUUACUACUACAUAAUGCCUGUGUUCUGAAUUUUUAAGGUAAUAUAUUAAAAUCAUAAAAUUCCAUGACUUACAAUUAUUACUGUAGAAGAAGACAUGUAAUACUUACCUCAUCAAUCAGGUACUCCUGUUUAAUUUUAUCAUUUUUAAAAUCUUCAUUAACAUCCAAAACUAGAAUGGGAAUCUCUUUAAGGUUCUCAAAAUCAACUCUGUUAAAAGAUGAACAUUGUUUUACAAAUUAAUUUAUGUAAGUUUUACUUGCAUAAUGUUCUGAUUGCUUUCCAAGACAUCUCAUUACCAUGUACACUUGGGAUGCUGAUGACUUUGGUAUAAAGCCCUAGUUCAAGUCUGUCGUUAAUCACUCGUCAUCAGUGCAUCACUGUAGCAUACAUUUCACAGGUCUGGCCCUUUAGUGUCUCAGUUGUUGGUAGGGAGAGAAAAACAUUCUUUAUGCUUCUCUACCUCAAUCUGUUUGCUGUGGAGACAACUAUCAGGAACCCAAUUUUUAUAAAAGGGAAUGAAUGUUUCCUUCUGAAGUACCUCUUGCCCUGUGUGUCCCCCACCACCUUUGUAGUUAGCUGCUAAUCCAUUUACCAAGAUGAAGUUUUAAAGCUCCCUUUGGUGGGAACGACAUCUGUAACAGGUUAUAAGACUGGUGUUGAAAACGGCUAGGAGACAAGCAAGACAGUUUCAGCUACAGGCUGUGCAACUAGAUGUCACUUAAAUCACUCUUCUUUUAAGAGAACUUGAAAAGUAUCUCCAAAAUGCAGUAAAGGGUGCUGAACAGCAUUCUAACUUGCAUUAAAAAUACAGGAAAUGUUUGCUCAUGGGUUUGGAAUGAGUACACAAUGUAAAUGUUAUAAUUCCACAACACUGUAAUACGUUCUUCUCUCCUGAACUCUUGGGUCAUCCUGCAUGAAUUACAGACUUAGUAAAAGCAGAUGUGUCUGUUCAGUCUAACAUACUUUUCCUGGAAUUGUUUUGAAUCUGUUAGUACACCAUCUGGAAGUAGUUUUGUUUAUUUCAGCUGAAAAGUCAUGCUUGCCUACCAAGAAUAUCCUGAAUGCUUUUAUGAUCUUUUUGUUGUUGCAGUGACAUAAUAUGCUGAUGUCAUUUAUUACUGCUGCAGUUAGUAAUAAAUGUUUAACCUCUUGCUUUGCAUUCUGUAGAGUAUUUCAGGUUCUUGUAGGAAAAACCUGAAGUUAGCGUUCACAUCCAGCUAAUUCCUAUGUGAGGAAAGCUAGUAAAUAUAUGACUCAGUGAGUCCAGGGGGGAAAAAGACACGCAGAGAUAGCUUAGUCACUGGCAUGUUUCCUUCAUGUAAGAGACUGCCAAAAGCCUUUCUGAUAACUGCUUAUUUUGAAGCUAGGAUUAAUAUUUAAACCUUGCUGAGACACAGUCAUCCUAGUUUAAAGGUAAUCAGGACUUUACCUUCCCUUACAUUGGAAGUUGCUUAGUAAGGGAAUAGCCACUGAGUCCAAUUUCAACUGCCAUAUUCCUGUGUACUUCUAAAUUUAAAGAAUUGCUGGAGAAAAAUCACAACUGCAUAGCUUUUCAGUUGAAGAUAAUGCUUAAGUCAUUCCAACUAUGCCUGAGUGAAACUAGUUAGGUCUUAGUUCAACAGGUUAUUUAAGCAAUUUUGCCCACAGUAGUGGUCCAGGGGAAACAGGUUCCUACCUCAUAGUUUUUUCAUAAAGCCAGGUCUCAUGUUUAUAGUGGAGGUUUUCCAAAUACUCGAGGUCAAUUCCUUCCUCCUCUUUUCUUCCCCUCUUCUGUAGUCUUUCCAUGCAUUUCUGAAAAAUUGCAAGCCUGAAUGUUAACAAUGUAUUAAAGGCUAAAUCAGCUAAACAGCAGUCAUUAAAUCAGAGCCAUUGAUGUGCAACAUGAAAAAUUAUGAAGGUUACAAAAAGCAUUAGACAUCAGUGAACAUUAAUUUGAAUGCUUGGAAGAGUUGAAAGUCAACAGUUCUUAUUGAAAGAUUUUCCUUCCCAUACACUGUUGAAGUACAACUUCAAAAUCAGCUUUGGAUGCUUAGUGACUAGGAGAUAAUAGCAAAAACAGCAUUUGCAGGCAUCAGAGUAGCAGCUCAGAAAAGAUGGUAUGUUGAAUUUGGUCUCUAAAUCAAAUCUGAGUUUACUACAGGCUUCUCAUUCUUUUUGGAGAAGAAAAGGCUGGUUCAGUGUGUUAGUGUGUGCAGUCACUGCAGUAUGUCAUGAAUACUUCAGUAUACCUGAGGUGUGGUCCUUAGGUAGAUGAUGCCAUCCAGUUCUAUUUCAGAUUGAAACUGAUUUAAAAGCCAUGAGUGCCAGUCCUGAUAGAUAGCCCACUCUGUUUCAUUGAUGUUUCCAGAUUCAAACAGGUUAGAAGCAAACACAUACCUGCAAUGAAAGACACUACUUAAAUACUUCCCAUCAGAAUCAGUACUGAGCAUCAAUGACAUAGUUGUGUAUCUGUAUUGCCCCCAACAUCAUUGAACUCAUGCCUGUUGGUUAAAACUGCUUCUUGCAGAUGUUAUUUAAAGUGUUGGAGCUGUUAUCCAGCUCAGUGUUGAAACUUACUCUGAACUCUUGUUGCAUUGGAUCAUUACCUGUCACUGUACACAGAUCUCUCAAAAAAUUGCACUGGAUGUUCUGCUUCAUGCAGCUUGGCUGAGAUGGGUUUUAGCUGUGCCCUUACUCGGCUCAAGCAGGCGUAGGUCUGAAAAGUAUAAGCCCAUCUUGUAGGUUUAUCAUACAGCAUUUGAAGUAGGUUUCCUCCACUCUUCUGAGAUGUUGAAAGUUCCUGGGGAGAAGAGAGAAGACUUUCAUAGGGCUUCAUAGGGUUUUAUUCCUUGCUUAACCUGAAGUCUAGUAUGUCUCUUAAGGAAAGCACAGUGGGGAUGACUGAAUGGUCUUAGGAGGAAACAGCAUCUCUACAGACUGAGUAUAGGUGAUUUUUGGCACAAUUUCCUUGGCCAAUGACUGCAGUUUUCCUCAGGCCCCCAGGUGCAGCGCACCCACCUUGCACUCAUCCUCACUGGUCUGGAUGUUGCACCACUUGGCGAUGGGCUCAGGGAUCACCUCCCACUCAUCGCUGUGCUUCUCGAGCAGCCUGACGAGCGUAGACUUUCCAGCUGCUGCAAAAGAUUCGUAAAAUUCAGAGUGUGAGUGUGGACUGGGCUGUUCUAGCAGAUAGGAUAGCGGCAGCCGAGGUUUAAGAGGCUGCAGGCUGCGUUUGUGCAGUGCCUGGACAUGCGGAGCUGCGUGUGUGUACGGGCCCUGCCUUUGCAUCUCGGGAGGUGCUCGGAGCAGGGCCAGGCGCAGGCUGAGGGCCGCCCGCACCGUGCUCGAGUACCUUCUGAGAAAACGGUGCUAAUCUGCAGCACCGGGGCUGGGUCCGGGCGAUAAGGACGUAGCGGGGCCUUCGCGGGGCGGCCCGCGCCGCCAUUUUAGGAGCAGGCAGUGCCGCAUUGUUGGCGGGCUGGCGGGGGAGAGCGGGGCUGCUGCGCCUGCGCGGCGCUGGGGCCGGAGAGGGGGUGAGAGAAGGCCGCCGCGCAUGCGCGAUGCGGACGUCCAGCUGGCGGCGGCCGAACGUCGGUCUGCAGCGCCGCUUGCGGGCGGGUGCCGGGCUGCGGGCGGGAACUCCCGAGCGGAGUGUCAGGCGGGGGAUCGCGGCUGCUUCCACGUGGAUGCGGCCGCGCCAGGAGGAACCGCGUUCUGCUGCCCGGCGGUCGCCAAGGCGGCACGACUGGGGUGCAUAACAGGGAUGGGGUGUACCCGUCCCGGACGGGCGGCGGCUGGGGAUGGUGGAAUGCCGUGCCUCCACCUCUGGUGGUGCCGCCGCUUCCGAAUAGUGCAGGGAGGGAGCGGGGCUCACCCGCCGGGGCCGGUGCGUCGCAGCACGGCUCCUUCAGAGCAGUCCGUCUCCUUGCCCCCUUCCCCCCGCCGUUCUGCGCCGUAGGGAUGGGCAAAAGGCGCUCCCACCCAAACGUCCCCUCGGCAGCCUCGGCCCGCCCCGCUCACCGAUAUUGCCCUCGAUGGAGAUCUUCCUGAGGCGCUUCUGGAAGCUGGAGUCCAGGUCGGCGGCGGGGCCGCGGCAGCGCCUCUUGGCGGGAGCGGACAUGGCGGGAGCACGGCGCUGCGGCUGCUGCCCGCUUUAAGGCUCCCGCCGAGCGCUGGGCGGGCACUCCCCGCGCAGCCGCGGCCGCUCCCCUGAGCGCCCCCUCCCCCUUUCUUUUCCCGCUCUGAUUUGCAUCAGCCUUAGCGAGUUCCCCGCGGCGGUGGUUACAUACCAGGUGUUCGCCCCCUCCUCCCCACACCCUCCACCGGUGCCGGCAUGCCCGGGGCUUUUCCGCGCGGUUACCCCGGGUUGGGCUUCAGUGACCGAAGCGAGCAGAUUGUUUCACGUGGUGUAGCCUCAGCCUUUGAAGCUGCCACCACCGAGACCGAGGCGGAGCCAAAUCUGACCUCCAAUGUGAUGCUGAACACCGAGAGCAGCGAGGGAUACGUGGUGAAAGUGAGGGGACUGCCCUGGUCCUGCUCCACCGAGGAGGUGCAGAGGUUUUUCUCUGACUGCAAAAUUCUGAAUGGAGCUUUGGGUAUCCGUUUCAUCUACACGAGGGAGGGCAGACCAAGUGGAGAAGCAUUUGCUGAACUUGAAUCAGAAGAGGAUGUGAAAUUGGCAUUGAAAAAAGACAGAGAAACAAUGGGACACAGAUACGUUGAAGUUUUCAAGUCAAACAACGUUGAAAUGGAUUGGGUUCUGAAGCAUACUGGUCCCAACAGCCCUGAUACGGCUAAUGAUGGUUUUGUACGUCUUAGAGGACUCCCAUUUGGCUGUAGUAAAGAAGAAAUUGUACAGUUUUUUUCAGGGUUGGAAAUCGUGCCAAAUGGGAUAACAUUGCCGGUGGACUUCCAGGGGAGGAGUACGGGGGAGGCCUUCGUGCAGUUUGCUUCACAGGAAAUAGCUGAAAAGGCUCUAAAGAAACACAAGGAAAGAAUAGGGCACAGGUACAUUGAGAUCUUCAAGAGUAGCCGAGCAGAGGUGCGCACUCACUACGACCCUCCACGCAAGCUGAUGGCGAUGCAGAGGCCAGGUCCUUACGACAGGCCUGGUCUUACCCGCGGAUAUAACAGUCUUGGUAGAGGAAGUGGCUUGGAGAGGAUGAGGCGCGGUGCUUACGGAGGAGGUUAUGGAGGUUAUGAUGACUACAAUGGGUAUAACGAUGGCUAUGGUUUUGGUUCUGAUAGAUUUGGGAGAGACCUAGAAUGGACUCUCUUCUCUGCAGGAAUGUCGGACCACAGAUACGGCGACGGGACGUCCACCUUCCAGAGCACGACUGGCCACUGUGUCCACAUGAGAGGUCUGCCCUACAGAGCGACAGAGAACGACAUCUAUAACUUCUUCUCACCUUUGAACCCUGUAAGAGUACACAUUGAAAUCGGACCAGAUGGCAGAGUGACUGGAGAGGCAGAUGUUGAAUUUGCUACUCACGAGGAUGCGGUGGCCGCUAUGUCCAAAGACAAAGCAAACAUGCAACACAGAUAUGUAGAACUCUUCUUGAACUCAACAGCAGGAGGAACUGGUGGUGCCUAUGGCAGUCAGAUGAUGGGAGCAAUGGUCAAGGAAUCUGAAGGGGUGGUUCAAGAUUGGAACACUAGCACGUUGGCAGGAAGCCAAUCCAGUUAUGGUGGCCCAGCUAACCAGCAGCUGAGUGGGGGUUACGGAGGCGGAUAUGGUGGUCAGAGCAGCAUGAGUGGAUACGACCCAGGGAGUCAGGGCGCCAUGAACAGCAGUUACUACAGCAGCGGGAACCGCGCGUCCAUGGGAGUGAACGGCAUGGGCGGGAUGUCGAACAUGUCCAACAUGAGUGGUGGCUGGGGAAUGUAACCAAUGGCUGACUUUUGGUCAAAUCUUUUUUAAAAAACAAAAAAACAAAAAACUAAGUUUAACAGUUUUGCAAUACAAGCUUGUGAUUUAUGCUUUACUGUAAGUGAAAUCAGGAUUGUUAUUUUAAACCUUUCAGGUUCAGUAUUUUUGAACAUACAGAAUGAACUUUCAUCUAGGAUGUAAUAACCCAGUUGAGCAAAGACUAUAACUGUUAAACAACUCGGAGCGUUUCUCAAGCUAGUUUUGUUGUAGGAGUGUAUUUAAGCAGUAAGCGUAUUUAGGUUAAAGCUGUUUGAAUUAUGUUAAAUGUUGCUCUUAUACCAUAUUACAUCUGACACUGUUUUGAAUACAUGUUGAAAAAAACAUGCUUUUUUGUAAAGAACCAAUAUAGGAGCUGUGUCUGAAAUUCCAAGUGAACAUUUGGCAUGUUAGUUCUAGUUUAUUUCUUUUAAUACCCUGUAAGGCACGCUAAAGCUUUUUUUUUUUAAGUUAAUGGGGGAAACGUGUUGAGACGCAAUACGGCUACUUUAGGAUUUCGGUCUUGGUGUUCGUAUACAAUUCUGAGGCCUUGAUUUAAUCUUUCAUUGUAUUGUGAUUUCCUUUUUAGGUGUAUUGCGCUAAGUGAAACUUGUUAAAUAAAUCUUCCUUUUAAAAACUGGAA